AUAUCGAUUGCACCUCCAACUGUCCACGCGAGAGUUUUAUAUUUUUUAUUUUUACAUGCAUAUUUGUUGAUAACUGGGGUUUUCUGUGAACCGCGUCUAACUUCCAGCCAGCCAUGAGCACAAUAUUGGAGAAAAUCUCGGCCAUCGAGUCGGAGAUGGCCCGAACCCAGAAGAACAAGGCCACCUCGGCCCAUUUGGGUCUGCUGAAGGCGAAGCUGGCCAAGCUGCGACGCGAGCUGAUUUCACCCAAAGGAGGCGGCGGCGGAACCGGCGAAGCUGGCUUCGAGGUGGCCAAGACUGGAGAUGCCCGGGUGGGAUUUGUAGGAUUUCCUUCAGUGGGUAAAUCCACACUGCUCUCCAACUUGGCUGGCGUUUACUCCGAGGUGGCGGCCUACGAAUUCACAACGUUGACCACUGUGCCGGGAUGCAUCAAGUACAAGGGCGCCAAGAUCCAGCUGCUGGAUUUGCCCGGUAUCAUUGAGGGCGCCAAGGAUGGCAAGGGUCGAGGUCGUCAGGUGAUAGCUGUCGCUCGCACCUGUAACCUCAUUUUCAUGGUGCUGGAUUGCCUGAAACCGCUUGGCCACAAGAAACUCCUCGAGCAUGAAUUGGAGGGCUUCGGCAUCCGGCUUAACAAGAAACCACCAAAUAUCUACUACAAGCGGAAGGACAAGGGCGGCAUCAAUCUGAACAGCAUGGUUCCUCAGUCCGAGCUGGACACGGAUCUGGUGAAGACCAUUCUAUCCGAGUACAAGAUCCACAAUGCGGACAUCACCCUGAGAUACGACGCCACUAGUGACGACCUGAUCGACGUUAUCGAGGGCAACCGCAUCUACAUACCCUGCAUCUAUCUGCUGAACAAGAUCGAUCAGAUCUCCAUCGAGGAGCUGGACGUCAUCUACAAGAUCCCGCAUUGCGUGCCCAUCUCGGCCCAUCACCACUGGAACUUUGACGAUCUGCUGGAGCUGAUGUGGGAGUACCUGCGGCUGCAGCGCAUCUACACCAAGCCCAAGGGCCAGCUGCCCGACUACAACUCGCCCGUGGUGCUCCACAACGAGCACACCAGCAUUGAAGAUUUCUGCAACAAGCUGCAUCGCUCCAUUGCCAAGGAAUUUAAAUAUGCGCUGGUUUGGGGCUCAUCUGUGAAGCAUCAGCCUCAGAAGGUGGGCAUCGACCACGUUCUCAACGACGAGGAUGUCGUCCAGAUUGUGAAGAAGGUUUAGACUCUGUGCAACGAUAACACUUUGAUUAUUUGAUGGCAUUUUUUAUUCGAAAAUAAAAAACGAAUGUGCUUUA
This is a messenger RNA of Drosophila mauritiana, 1293 nucleotides long. RefSeq names its product GTP-binding protein 128up (gene 128up). Gene Ontology annotation, molecular function: GTP binding; GTPase activity. Gene Ontology annotation, biological process: cytoplasmic translation. Lineage: Eukaryota; Metazoa; Arthropoda; Insecta; Diptera; Drosophilidae. Gene Ontology annotation, cellular component: cytoplasm. The transcript is spliced from 4 exons. Bases 114 to 1220 code for a protein of 368 amino acids. The record is from RefSeq and is a predicted model, not a curated record.